This is a messenger RNA of Salvia splendens (bonfire salvia), 1409 nucleotides long. RefSeq lists its product as uncharacterized. The transcript has 2 exons. The coding region runs from base 126 to 1316 and encodes 396 amino acids. The record is from RefSeq and is a predicted model, not a curated record. Gene Ontology annotation, molecular function: beta-1,4-mannosylglycoprotein 4-beta-N-acetylglucosaminyltransferase activity. Gene Ontology annotation, biological process: N-acetylglucosamine metabolic process. Gene Ontology annotation, cellular component: membrane. Lineage: Eukaryota; Viridiplantae; Streptophyta; Magnoliopsida; Lamiales; Lamiaceae.
CAACCCUCAUGAGAGAGAAAGAGACUAAUUUUACGAAAAAAAAUACACAAGAUUGAAUCUUGGGAGAAUUAAAAACAGCCCUUUUUAAUAGUUUCUUCGAUUAGGUGAUCUCGAUUUUUUAUUUGAUGUGUGAUUGGAGAGGAAGAGGGGUUAGAGAGAGAAAGGAAAGCUGUGUGAACAUUGAAAGAGAGAAAGCUUCCAAAAAAAGUGAUGAUUGUGAUGAGCAAACAUCUGUAGCCAUGUCGAAACUCGGUUGCCUCCUCCACGGCGUAGAUUUCCGAGCAAUCUUCGUCUUCCUCCUCGUUGCCCCGGCCUGCGUCUUCACCUUAUAUUGCCACUACCAAAAGCUCACCUACUUCCUCCGCCCCCUAUGGGAGUCGCCCCCGAAGCCCUUCGUCCCUCUAACGCACUACUACAACCCGAACGUCUCGAUGGCCACUCUCUGCCGCCUCCACGGCUGGGGCAUCCGCGAGUCCCCGAGGCGCGUCUACGACGCGGUCCUCUUCAGCAACGAGAUCGACAUGCUCACCAUCCGGUGGAAGGAGUUGCACCCUUACAUCACGGGAUACGUGUUACUUGAGUCGAAUUCCACUUUCACUGGCCUCCCGAAGCCCCUUAACUUCGCCAUCCACAGGGAACUGUUCAAACCCAUAGAACCCAGGUUAACCUAUGGCGAGAUAGGUGGAAGGUUCCGCAGAGGCGAGAACCCCUUCGUUGAGGAGGCGUACCAGCGCUUGGCGCUCGACCAGCUUAUCCGUGUCGCGGGGAUUGAGCACGACGACUUGCUGAUCAUGUCGGACGUUGAUGAGAUCCCUAGCGGACACACGAUCGACCUCCUUAGGUGGUGCGACGACGUUCCUAAGGUUAUCCACCUCCAGCUCCGGAACUACCUGUACUCGUUCGAGUUCCAGCAGCACCAGCUAAGCUGGAGGGCUUCGGUACAUAGGUACCGGAAGGGGAGGACCCAUUACGCGCACUACCGCCAAACGGACCUCCUCCUCCCCGAAUCGGGAUGGCACUGCAGCUUCUGCUUCCGCCACAUAAGCGACUUCGUCUUCAAGAUGAAGGCCUACAGCCACAGUGACCGGGUGAGAUUCUCCCGGUUCUUGAACCCGAAAAGGAUUCAAGACAUUAUUUGCACCGGGGGCGAUUUAUACGACAUGCUGCCUGAAGAGUACACGUUUCGGGACAUCAUCGGGACGAUGGGGCCAAUCCCUCAUUCGCUGUCGGCUGUCGACCUCCCGUCCUAUCUGUUGGAUAACGCCGAGAAGUACAAGUACCUUCUCCCCGGGAACUGCGUGCGCGAGCGUGGAUGAGACGAGGCGCGUGUGAAGUUUCUUCGUUUAGGGACGGGCCGGGAUAGUGUAUUCAAGAUCCUUCCUAAAGAAGAAGCUUGAUGUGAAGAGAGC